Molecule: messenger RNA, 1011 nt
Organism: Aspergillus puulaauensis
Lineage: Eukaryota; Fungi; Ascomycota; Eurotiomycetes; Eurotiales; Aspergillaceae
Product: Kelch repeat protein
Exons: 2
Coding region: 1-1011 (336 amino acids)
Molecular function (GO): protein binding
Source: RefSeq, a predicted model, not a curated record
AUGGUACGCGCAGUGUGGAAGAAGCUACUGAGUGACGUCUCCAUCCAGAGGUCCUCCCAGACCUUGUCCGUCAUCGGCGGGAACGCAUAUAUAUAUGGCGGCGAAUUGAGGCCCAGAGAGCCUGUCGACUCGGCUGUUUACCGUAUUUCAACCGAUCGUGGCAAUGUAUCGGCUACUACGAUAUCAGCCAUCACUGGGCUGCCGAAUACGCCCCAGCCACGAGUCGGUGCCACAUCCACUGCCCUCGGAGGAAAGAUUUAUAUCUUCUCAGGACGCGGCGGAAUAGCGAUGGCCCCAAUCGAGGAAGCCGGCGCUAUCUGGGUAUUCGACCCAGCAACGAGCGCCGAGCAGUGGUCACAACUAAAGCCCAGUGACUCUGGCGCACCAUACCCUGCCGGCCGCAGUUACCACGCAGUGACCAACAAUGGAAAAGACACCAUCUUCGUACACGCUGGAUGCCCGGAGAAGGGCCGACUUCUCGAUCUCUGGGCUUUCAACAUUUCCACUAAAGCGUGGACUGAAUUACCGCACGCGCCGGGCCCGGAGAGGGGAGGUACCUCCAUCGCAUACCACGAUGGAAAGAUCUACCGCAUGAAUGGGUUCGAUGGGAAAACUGAACAGGGAGGCGCAUUGGAUUUGUUCGACCUUGCCACCAACGCAUGGAGUACUAUUACAUACGCAGCUGAUGGAACCAACGGCCCAACUGCGCGAAGUGUGAGCAGCCUUCUGGCUUCUGUGGUCGGCGAAAAAGCGUCCCUUGUCACGAUGUUUGGUGAGCACGACCCGAGUAGCCUAGGCCAUCAAGGGGCAGGGAAGAUGCUUCCAGAUGUUUGGUUGUUUGAUAUCGGGUCGAAGACUUGGUCGAAGGUCGAAGUGGAUGGAGAAGUUCCGCCUCCCCGUGGGUGGUUUGAUGCAGAUAUAGCCGAUGGACAUCAAUCUGGUAUCAUUGUCCAUGGUGGGCUUGCAGAGUCGAACGCGCGUUUGGGUGAUGUAUGGUUGUUGGAGUUUUGA